Paramacrobiotus metropolitanus is the source of this 1002-nucleotide messenger RNA. RefSeq names its product G-protein coupled receptor 161-like. Gene Ontology annotation, cellular component: membrane. The transcript has a single exon. The record is from RefSeq and is a predicted model, not a curated record. Gene Ontology annotation, biological process: neuropeptide signaling pathway. Lineage: Eukaryota; Metazoa; Tardigrada; Eutardigrada; Parachela; Macrobiotidae. Bases 1 to 1002 code for a protein of 333 amino acids. Gene Ontology annotation, molecular function: G protein-coupled peptide receptor activity.
AUGGAGAGUUUCCAUAAUAGAUCCUUUUUGGCUAAUGCCACGAUGCCGGUUACUCACACGUUGACAGAGGUGAAAUGGACACCAUCGCUGAUUGGCCAGGCAGUCGUGUUUGGUCUGUCGUUCGUUUCUAACGUUGUUGUGUUCGUCGAAUUUGUCCGCGUUCCAUCCCGACUAACGCCAUUCACAAUGUACCUGCUGGUGUUAUUAGCCACAAACAUUGCGUUUCUCAUCUCCGUCCCCCUGAUCGAGAUGCUGAAUGAGUUAUAUGGCCACUGGUGGAUGGGACGAGUAUGGUGCAAUAUUCACAACUAUUUCAACGGGGUCGUAUCUGCUGCCCAGAUUUGUGUCCACGUCACCAUUUCCAUCAACCGCUUGUGGGCCGUGCACUAUCCCAUUUCCUACAAAAAUCAUCAUAACAAAAAAGUCGCACUAAUCACUAGCUUUGCGGCCAUCGCGUUUGCCAACGUGGUGGGACUACCUGGUUGCAUCAGAGAUGCGCUGUAUUUCUCUAUUGACCUCAAAUAUGGCUGCCACAUCAAUUACUCGGCGCAGAUGCUAUGGGGUCAAAUUCAGCAAACACUACUUCACAUUCUACCUUUAGUAUUUAUUAUCAUAGCAUAUAUCCAUUUGUGCGUUAAUCGAAUUCGGCGGAAGCGCAAGCUACAGGAUCACUCGAGCAGUGGUUCACGGAACGCGGCCGCUACCGCCGCGGAUGCUGGUGCUACCAGUGCAGAAAAGAACAAGACAGGAAAAACCACAAAGGAGGCUGUCAAGCCAUUUUUAGUGUUGUCGCUGACGGCGAUCAGCGUUACUAUCUGUUGGACGCCGGCUGUUAUCUAUUUCGGAGCUAUUAUCUUCUCCGGCUCAUGGAUGUCGGGCACUUUCUUCAUUGUCUCGGUGACCUUUUAUUCCCUGCAGGCCUUAGUGGAUCCGUGGCUGUUUGCCUUUGGUUUGUUGGCGGUCAAGAAAAACUGGAACUCCAUCCGCUGCCCAGGCUGUUAA